Penicillium oxalicum is the source of this 1206-nucleotide messenger RNA. It is a transcript of the gene ecm33, whose product is annotated as GPI-anchored protein Ecm33. Lineage: Eukaryota; Fungi; Ascomycota; Eurotiomycetes; Eurotiales; Aspergillaceae. The transcript has 3 exons. The record is from RefSeq and is a predicted model, not a curated record. Gene Ontology annotation, biological process: fungal-type cell wall organization. Bases 1 to 1206 code for a protein of 401 amino acids. Gene Ontology annotation, cellular component: fungal-type cell wall; plasma membrane.
AUGGCCUUCAUCAAGUACCUGCUGCCCGCGCUGGCUGCCAGCCAAAUCGCCUUCGCUGCUUCUUCCGAUGACAAGUGCGGCGAUGCUGAGAUUCAGAACCAGGGCGAUGCGGAUGCCCUCGCUAGCUGCAAGACGAUCAAGGGUGACAUCAAGAUUGUUAAGGGCUACACCGGUUCCCUCGCCUUCAGCGGUUUUGAGCGUGUCACUGGUUCCAUUACCUGCCAAGGUGGUGAGAACGUGACCGAUAUCACCGCCGACAAGCUCGCCGAAAUUGGCGACUCUUUCAGCCUGGAGGGUCUGACCCGCCUGACCACUCUUGCUUUCGGUGGCCUGAACUCCGUCGGCUCUAUCAAGUGGAAUGCCCUUCCCAAGCUCCAGUCUUUGAACUUCAACUCCGGAGUCACCAAGGCUGGUGACGUUGUCAUCCAGAACACUGGUCUGACCUCCCUUGACGGUAUCUCCUUGAAGACCGUUGGCAUGUUCCAGAUUGAGAACAACCGCGACCUCAUGAAGAUCAACAUCAACAACCUCCAGAACGCCUCCGAUCUGAUCAACUUCUCUGGUAACUACGACCAGCUCGUGAUUGACCUGCCGAACCUCGGUACCGGUACCAACAUGACUUUCCGCAACAUCUCCAGCAUCUCGCUGCCCUCUCUGGAGAAGCUGACCGGCCAGCUCGGCUUCUGGGGCACUGAAUUCAAGACCUUCUCUGCCCCUAACCUGACCAGCACUGGUGACGUUGUCUUCAUGGACAACUCCAAGCUGACCAAUGUCUCCAUGCCCCUCCUGGACAAGGUCAACGGUGGCUUCAACAUCGCUCGUAACGACAAGCUCGCCACCAUCGACUUGCCCAAGUUGAGCAAGGUCACCGGUGCUAUUGACUUCUCUGGAAAGUUCAACACUGUUGACCUGAACGACCUGAACGAUGUUGAGGGUGGCUUCAACCUCCAGAGCACCGACGGUAACUUCAGCUGCAGCCACUUCGACAAUCUCCGCAGCAACGUCAUCAAGGGUAAAUACGACUGCGACGCCAAGACCGACCACCCCACCACCUCCACUGGUAAAUCCGGCACUUCUUCCAGCUCCGGCUCCAGCAGCUCUGGUGCUUCCACCAGCACUAGCUCUGGUGCUGCUGUUGCCAACGGUGCCAGCGUUGCUGUCACUGGUGUUGCCGCUUUCUUCUACGCUCUUUCUCAGCUCCUGUAA